AAAGUUGAACGAAGAAGAAACAGCAGCAGUGGCAGGAAAAGGCGACAGAGAAGAAGAAUGACGAGAAUGUUAAACGGAAAAUAGAGGGGACGGAGAACAGUUCAGAGAACGUGAAACUAACGCUUUUACCUCGAAGCAUUGCCAUUUAACACAGCUGCGUCGCAUUGGCCAAACUAUGACUGAGCCCCAGUCAGUGCUGUUACUCAGGAGACAGCUUGCAGAGCUGAACAAAAACCCAGUGGAGGGAUUCUCAGCAGGCCUGAUUGAGGAUAGUGAUCUCUACAGAUGGGAAGUCCUUAUCAUUGGUCCUCCAGAUACACUGUAUGAAGGUGGUGUGUUUAAAGCUCACCUGACAUUUCCCAAAGAUUACCCCCUCAGGCCACCUAAAAUGAAAUUUAUCACAGAUAUUUGGCACCCUAAUGUUGACAAAAAUGGAGAUGUAUGUAUUUCUAUUUUGCACGAACCCGGGGAGGACAAGUACGGCUAUGAGAAACCAGAGGAGCGCUGGCUGCCUAUCCACACAGUGGAAACCAUCAUGAUUAGUGUUAUCUCUAUGCUGGCAGACCCAAAUGGUGACUCACCAGCAAAUGUGGAUGCUGCAAAAGAGUGGAGGGAGGACAGACACGGCGCAUUUAAAAGGAAAGUUGCCCGUUGUGUACGAAAAAGCCAAGAGACUGCGUUCGAGUGAUAUUUCGUGAGGAUCUAGCUUCAAGUUUUCAGGGUCUUAAAUUGAAAAUCAACAUGGCACCGUUUCCUGCACUCUUCCACCCGCCUGGCUUGUCCUCCUUUGUUUUGGCAGGAACAGACUGGCUACUGUAGGCUACAGUAGAACGUAAAGGUGACUACCCAGGCUGACAGAAAACCGCCAAGCAAGUGCCAACUCAAAAAACAAACAAACCCAGAAGAUGAUAAAAACACUUUCAAGUCUAUGAACUGCUCCAACAUUCAGGAAGAUAUUGUAAAGACAUGUAUAUAGCACAGACGAAACCGGAUAAUAUAUAAGCUCCCUUUCCAUCCAUGAAGACAAUUAGACCAAAUGGAUAGCGCUGGUUCUGAUAGAUUUAUUUUUGUCCACUCACCUUCUCUCAACUCCAGCAUGCAUUAGUUCUCUUCAGAUUGUUUUAUCAGGAUGUCUUAAAUCGAGAAUUGUCAUCCCGUUGGAGGACUGUCACAGAGGAAGAGCUUGAGACAUGAAUGACAUGACUGAAGGGUUUUCCCGAAUUAGAAUACAGAGCCGUUCUCGUGAGUUCUUUAACACUCUCAGAACUUAACAACGUACCUGAAUGAUUUAGUUUCUUCUCAUCUGCUCUAAGUCUUACCAUCAUACUCUGUUGACUCGAGGAAGGCGACGUAACCCUUACCUUACAUACCUUUAUGUGCAUGCUAAAUUUUGUUAAUCUUUUUUCAAAAGUGCCUCCAAAUAAAAUGCUUGGCCACUUCACCCUGCAUUGAAAAAUUGUUUGUAAUGUUGAAAAAAGAUGGAGAACUUGUGUACCACCUAUGUAUGAAUUUAAUGAAUUGCCAGUACACAGGAAGUCUGUAUGAUUAAAUACUUGGUAACAAUUUAGUGUAGCAAUAAUUCCCCUUGUUUGAAUUGUACACAUGUAAAUGUUUUCAUAUCCUGAGACAAUUUGAGGUCAUCUCCAAUAUUCUAUUCUUUUAACAGCCUCUCUUUUCCUUGUCUGUGUUGUCCCUUGUAGGAGUUGUUAUGCAUGCUUUAUCUUACUUUUGGGUUUUUGUUUCUGGCUUUUUUUAUGGGAUUAAGUUUGAGUGUUUGUGUAUAUAGUAUGUGUGCCCAUUUUUGUUUUGUCAUGCUCUGUCCUGAUCCUCAUGAUUAUUCUGCUCGCUGAACGAUUUUGGUUUUGCCUAAUGUACAAAGACAAAAUACUGAUGUAUAUUUUUCAUGUUAUGAAACCUGUUACCUGUAGUGAGUUCUUCUAAGAUAUGAAUUUUUUUCAAUAUUUA
Hippoglossus stenolepis (Pacific halibut) is the source of this 1965-nucleotide messenger RNA. It is a transcript of the gene ube2g1a, whose product is annotated as ubiquitin-conjugating enzyme E2G 1a (UBC7 homolog, yeast). Bases 176 to 688 code for a protein of 170 amino acids. The transcript has 6 exons. The record is from RefSeq and is a predicted model, not a curated record. Gene Ontology annotation, biological process: proteasome-mediated ubiquitin-dependent protein catabolic process; protein polyubiquitination. NCBI's taxonomy places the organism in Eukaryota, Metazoa, Chordata, Actinopteri, Pleuronectiformes, Pleuronectidae. Gene Ontology annotation, molecular function: ubiquitin conjugating enzyme activity.